Saccharomyces kudriavzevii IFO 1802 is the source of this 915-nucleotide messenger RNA. It is a transcript of the gene TUM1, whose product is annotated as thiosulfate sulfurtransferase. Gene Ontology annotation, cellular component: mitochondrion. NCBI's taxonomy places the organism in Eukaryota, Fungi, Ascomycota, Saccharomycetes, Saccharomycetales, Saccharomycetaceae. The record is from RefSeq and is a predicted model, not a curated record. Gene Ontology annotation, molecular function: thiosulfate-cyanide sulfurtransferase activity. Gene Ontology annotation, biological process: transsulfuration. The transcript has a single exon. The coding region runs from base 1 to 915 and encodes 304 amino acids.
AUGCUGUUAUUUGAUCUUAUUUCUCCAGAAGCGUUUGUUAAAUUGGUUGCCAGCCAAAAGGGUCGUAGAGUUGUUCCAGUCGAUUCAACAUGGUAUUUACCCAGUUGGAAGCUUGAUAAUAAACACGAUUUCUUGACCAAACCACGCAUUGCAAACUCUAUUUUCUUUGAUAUCGAUGCUAUCAGCGACCAAAGGUCACCCUAUCCACAUAUGUUCCCUGCAAAGCAGGUUUUUGAUGAUGCAAUGAGUAACUUGGGGGUCCAGAAGGAUGACAUCCUAGUAGUUUACGAUCGUGUAGGCAACUUUAGUGCUCCAAGAUGCGCUUGGACAUUGGCGGUUAUGGGACACCCUAAGGUAUAUCUGCUGAAUAAUUUCAAUACAUAUAUGGCGCUCAAUUACCCCUUAGAUUCUACUAAAAUCACUGUAUUUUCACCCCAUCCUAAGAGUCACUAUGAAUCUUUAGAGAAUUUGAAAGAUAAGGAAGUUGUGGAUUAUGAGGAAAUGUUUGAGUUGGUAAAGAGUGGGGAACUGGCCAAGAGGUUCAACGCUUUUGAUGCGAGAUCUUUAGGGAGAUUUGAAGGGACAGAGCCGGAACCACGUUCAGAUAUCUCAUCUGGGCAUAUUCCAGGCACUCAGCCAUUACCAUAUAACAAACUGCUUGAUCCGGAGACUAAAACAUAUUCGGAAGAUAGGGAAACCAUCCGUGUCACGGUGGAAAAAGCCUUGAAAGACUUGCAGUGCACUUUGGACCCAAAUAAACCUACGAUUUGCUCUUGUGGGACCGGUGUUUCAGGGGUCAUUAUCAAGACGGCUUUGGAGCUGGCCGGAAUACCAAACGUUAGGCUAUACGAUGGAUCUUGGACUGAAUGGGUCUUGAAGUCAGGCUCUGAGUGGAUUGCUAAAGAUAAGAGUUAA